UCUAUUUUUUCAGCUUGUUGAGAACGAAUCCAGCCUUAAUGUCUGGACGUGGCAAGGGAGGUAAAGGACUCAGAAAGGGAGGCGCCAAACGUCACCGUAAAGUUCUUCGUGAUAACAUUCAGGAUAUCACCAAGCCAGCCAUCCUUCGUCUCGCUCGCCGUAGCGGUGUCAAGCCUAUCUCUGGUCUGAUCUACGAAGAGACUCGGGGUGUCCUUAAAGCAUUCGUUGAAAACGUCAUCCGUGACGCUGUCACCUACACCGAGCACGCCAAAAGGAAGACUGUCACCGGCAUGGACGUCGUCUACGCCCUCAAGAGGCAGGGACGUAUCCUUUACGGUUUCGGCGGCUAAACAGGAGAACGAGCCUUUGGCCACUGCGAUCCCACACCAGAGAUAAAAAAGGGGUCUUUCUAAGGUCACCGAAUCUUACGAGAUCAGAAAUCAUUUAAGCAGGUUGACUAAUUAAUUUUUUUAAAGUAAAAAUGAAAUGCUUAGUAGUGAAUAUCUCUGUUCUAUACAGAUAUGAUAUUGGUAUUCACUGUAAAUAAUAGCUUCGGUUUAAUCAUUCUAAACCGGAAUGCCAAUACAAGCGUGAUUAUGAGUU
Molecule: messenger RNA, 603 nt
Organism: Varroa destructor (honeybee mite)
Lineage: Eukaryota; Metazoa; Arthropoda; Arachnida; Mesostigmata; Varroidae
Product: histone H4-like
Cellular component (GO): nucleosome
Molecular function (GO): structural constituent of chromatin; DNA binding; protein heterodimerization activity
Source: RefSeq, a predicted model, not a curated record